CUGGGCAGCAGGGAGCCAGAGGAGGCUAAUUUUACUCGCUGGGAGCAGGAAGAGUAAUCCUCCACCCCCAGUCCUGUCCCCACCAGGCUGGCUCAGCAGGACAGGCUCAGCCGGACCCAGUUCCCAAGGUAGGGGAACAGGGAGAAGGCAGUGGGGUGGGGAAGCAGGGAAACAGGAGGUUGCUAGGGAAGCCAUGGAGCCGUCCUCACCCCAGGAUGAGAACCUGAGGAAGAAACAGCCCAAGAAGCCAGUUCCUGAGAUUCUGCCCAGGCCACCCCGGGCCUUGUUCUGUCUGACCCUGCAGAACCCCCUGAGGAAGGCCUGCAUCAACAUCGUGGAAUGGAAACCCUUCGAGACCAUCAUCUUGCUCACCAUCUUUGCCAACUGUGUGGCCCUGGCUGUGUACCUGCCCAUGCCGGAAGAUGACAACAACACCUUGAACCUUGGCCUGGAAAAACUGGAGUAUUUCUUCCUCGUCGUCUUUUCCAUUGAAGCGGCCAUGAAGAUCAUUGCCUAUGGCUUUCUAUUCCACCAAGACGCCUACCUGCGCAGUGGCUGGAAUGUGCUGGACUUCAUCAUUGUCUUCCUGGGGGUCUUCACUGCGAUUCUGGAACAGGUUAACGUCAUCCAGACCAACACGGCCCCCAUGAGCAACAAGGGAGCUGGCUUGGACGUCAAGGCCCUGAGAGCCUUCCGCGUGCUCAGACCCCUCCGGCUGGUGUCGGGAGUGCCCAGCCUGCAGGUGGUCCUCAACUCCAUCUUCAAGGCCAUGCUCCCGCUGUUCCACAUCGCCUUGCUCGUCCUCUUCAUGGUCAUCAUCUAUGCCAUCAUCGGGUUGGAGCUCUUCAAGGGCAAGAUGCACAAGACCUGCUAUUUCAUUGGGACGGAUAUUGUGGCCACAGUGGAAAAUGAGAAGCCGUCACCCUGUGCCAGGACAGGCUCAGGGCGCCCAUGUACCAUCAAUGGCAGCGAGUGCAGGGGUGGCUGGCCGGGGCCCAACCAUGGCAUCACCCACUUCGACAACUUCGGCUUCUCCAUGCUCACUGUGUACCAGUGCAUCACCAUGGAGAGCUGGACUGAUGUCCUUUACUGGGUCAACGAUGCUAUCGGGAACGAGUGGCCCUGGAUCUAUUUUGUCACCCUCAUUCUGCUGGGAUCCUUCUUCAUUCUCAACCUGGUGCUGGGCAUCCUGAGUGGGGAAUUCACCAAGGAGCGAGAAAAGGCCAAGUCCAGGGGAACCUUCCAGAAGCUCCGGGAGAAACAGCAGCUGGAGGAAGACCUCCGGGGCUACAUGAGCUGGAUCACACAGGGCGAAGUCAUGGAUGUGGAGGACCUGAGAGAAGGGAAGCUGUCUUUGGAUGAAGCAGGGUCUGACACAGAGAGCCUGUAUGAAAUAGAGGGCUUGAACAAAAUCAUCCAGUUCAUCCGGCACUGGAGGCAGUGGAACCGUGUCUUUCGCUGGAAAUGUCACGACAUAGUGAAAUCCAAGGUCUUCUACUGGCUGGUGAUCCUGAUCGUUGCCCUCAACACCCUGUCCAUCGCCUCGGAGCACCACAACCAGCCGCUCUGGUUGACCCAUUUGCAAGAUGUCGCCAACCGGGUGCUGCUGGUCCUCUUCACCAUCGAAAUGCUGAUAAAGAUGUACGGGCUGGGCCUGCGCCAGUACUUCAUGUCCAUCUUCAACCGCUUCGACUGCUUCGUGGUGUGCAGCGGGAUCCUGGAGAUCCUGCUGGUGGAGUCGGGCGCCAUGACGCCCCUGGGCAUCUCCGUGCUGCGCUGCAUCCGCCUGCUGCGGAUCUUCAAGAUCACCAAGUACUGGACAUCACUAAGCAACCUGGUAGCUUCCCUGCUUAACUCCAUCCGCUCCAUCGCCUCCCUGCUGCUGCUGCUGUUCCUCUUCAUCACCAUCUUCGCCCUGCUGGGCAUGCAGCUCUUUGGGGGCAGGUACGACUUUGAGGACACGGAGGUGCGGCGCAGCAACUUUGACAACUUCCCGCAGGCCCUCAUCAGUGUCUUCCAGGUCCUGACGGGAGAAGAUUGGACCUCUGUGAUGUACAAUGGCAUCAUGGCCUAUGGAGGGCCAACCUACCCAGGCGUGCUUGUGUGCAUUUAUUUCAUCAUACUUUUUGUGUGUGGUAACUACAUCCUGCUCAACGUCUUCCUGGCCAUUGCUGUGGAUAACCUGGCUGAGGCAGAGAGCCUGACUUCUGCCCAGAAGGCCAAGGCUGAGGAGAGGAAACGUAGGAAGAUGUCCAGGGGUCUCCCAGAGAAGUCUGAGGAAGAGAAGGCUACAAUGGCCAAGAAGCUAGAGCAGAAACCCAAGGGGGAAGGCAUCCCUACCACUGCCAAGCUGAAAAUCGAUGAGUUUGAAUCCAACGUCAAUGAGGUGAAGGACCCCUACCCUUCAGCUGACUUCCCAGGGGAUGACGAGGAAGAUGAACCUGAGAUUCCAGUGAGCCCCCGGCCACGCCCCCUGGCUGAGCUGCAGCUGAAAGAGAAAGCAGUGCCCAUUCCGGAAGCCAGCUCCUUCUUCAUCUUCAGCCCCACCAAUAAGAUCCGUGUCCUGUGUCACCGCAUCGUCAACGCCACUUGGUUCACCAACUUCAUCCUGCUCUUCAUCCUGCUCAGCAGUGCUGCGCUAGCUGCCGAGGACCCUAUCCGUGCGGAAUCCACAAGGAACCAGAUCCUCGGGUAUUUUGACAUUGCAUUCACCUCUGUCUUCACCGUGGAGAUUGUCCUCAAGAUGACCACCUACGGUGCCUUCUUGCACAAGGGCUCCUUCUGCCGCAACUACUUCAACAUCCUGGACCUGCUGGUGGUGGCCGUGUCCCUCAUUUCCAUGGGGCUUGAGUCCAGCGCCAUCUCAGUGGUGAAGAUCCUGAGGGUGCUCAGGGUGCUUCGGCCACUCCGAGCCAUCAACAGGGCCAAAGGGCUAAAGCAUGUGGUACAGUGCGUGUUCGUGGCUAUCCGCACCAUUGGGAACAUUGUCCUGGUCACCACACUCCUGCAGUUCAUGUUUGCUUGCAUUGGAGUCCAGCUCUUCAAGGGAAAGUUCUUCAGCUGCAAUGACUUAUCCAAGAUGACAGAAGAGGAGUGCAAGGGUUUCUACUACGUGUACAAGGAUGGGGACCCCACCCAGAUAGAACUGCGUCCCCGACAGUGGCUACACAACGACUUCCACUUUGACAACGUGCUCUCAGCCAUGAUGUCACUCUUCACAGUUUCAACCUUCGAAGGAUGGCCUCAGCUGCUGUACAAGGCCAUAGAUGCAAAUGAGGAGGACGUGGGCCCCAUCUACAACAACCGAGUGGAGAUGGCCAUCUUCUUCAUCAUUUACAUCAUCCUCAUUGCCUUCUUCAUGAUGAACAUCUUUGUGGGCUUUGUCAUCGUCACUUUCCAGGAGCAGGGCGAGACCGAGUACAAGAACUGUGAGCUGGACAAGAACCAGCGCCAAUGUGUGCAGUAUGCCCUGAAGGCCCGCCCACUGAGGUGCUACAUCCCCAAAAACCCGUACCAGUAUCAGGUGUGGUACAUCGUCACCUCCUCCUACUUUGAAUACCUGAUGUUUGCACUCAUCAUGCUCAACACCAUCUGCCUGGGCAUGCAGCACUACAACCAGUCAGAGCAGAUGAACCACAUCUCAGACAUCCUCAACGUGGCCUUCACCAUCAUCUUCACCCUGGAGAUGAUCCUCAAGCUUAUGGCCUUUAAAGCUCGGGGCUAUUUUGGAGACCCCUGGAAUGUGUUUGACUUCCUGAUUGUCAUUGGCAGCAUUAUUGAUGUCAUCCUUAGUGAGAUCGAUACUUUCCUGGCCUCCAGCGGGGGACUGUAUUGCCUGGGUGGAGGCUGCGGGAACGUUGACCCAGAUGAGAGUGCCCGCAUCUCCAGUGCCUUCUUCCGCCUGUUCCGGGUCAUGAGGCUGAUCAAGCUGCUGAGCCGGGCAGAGGGAGUGCGCACCCUGCUGUGGACGUUCAUCAAAUCCUUCCAGGCCCUGCCAUAUGUGGCUCUCCUCAUUGUCAUGCUUUUCUUCAUCUACGCUGUCAUCGGCAUGCAGAUGUUUGGAAAGAUUGCUAUGGUGGACGGAACCCAAAUAAACCGGAACAACAACUUCCAGACCUUCCCCCAGGCUGUGCUGCUGCUUUUCAGGUGUGCAACUGGUGAGGCUUGGCAGGAGAUCUUGCUGGCCUGCAGCUAUGGGAAGCUGUGUGACCCAGAGUCAGACUACGCCCCGGGUGAGGAGUAUACAUGCGGCACCAACUUCGCCUACUACUACUUCAUCAGCUUCUACAUGCUCUGCGCCUUCCUGAUCAUCAACCUCUUUGUGGCUGUCAUUAUGGACAACUUUGACUACCUCACACGGGACUGGUCCAUCCUGGGCCCUCAUCACCUGGAUGAGUUCAAGGCCAUCUGGGCUGAGUAUGACCCAGAGGCAAAGGGGAGAAUCAAGCACCUGGAUGUGGUGACCCUGCUGAGGAGGAUCCAGCCCCCUCUGGGCUUUGGGAAGUUCUGCCCACACAGGGUAGCAUGUAAGCGGCUGGUGGGAAUGAACAUGCCCCUGAAUAGCGACGGCACGGUUACCUUCAAUGCCACACUCUUCGCCCUGGUGCGCACAGCCCUCAAGAUCAAGACAGAAGGUAACUUUGAGCAGGCAAACGAGGAGCUGCGGGCCAUCAUCAAGAAGAUCUGGAAGAGAACCAGCAUGAAACUUCUGGACCAGGUCAUCCCUCCAAUAGGAGAUGAUGAGGUGACAGUGGGAAAGUUCUACGCCACAUUCCUCAUCCAGGAGCACUUCCGGAAGUUCAUGAAGCGCCAAGAGGAAUAUUAUGGGUAUCGGCCCAAGAAGGACACUGUACAGAUCCAGGCUGGACUGCGGACCAUAGAGGAAGAGGCAGCCCCUGAGAUCCACCGUACCAUCUCUGGAGACCUGACUGCCGAGGAGGAGCUGGAGAGAGCUAUGGUGGAAGCUGCUAUGGAGGAGGGAAUAUUCCGGAGGACCGGAGGCCUGUUUGGCCAAGUGGACAACUUCCUGGAAAGGACUAACUCCCUGCCCCCUAUCAUGGCCAACCAGAGACCCCUCCAGUUUACUGAAAUAGAGAUGGAGGAACUGGAGUCACCUGUCUUCUUAGAAGACUUCCCUCAUGAUCCAAGAACCAACCCUCUUGCUCAUGCCAAUGCCAACAAUGCCAAUGCCAAUGUUGCUUAUGGCAACAGCAACCAUAGCAACAGUCAGGCAUUUUCCAGUGUCCACUAUGAAAGGGAAUUUCCAGAAGAGACAGAGACACCUACAGCCAGAGGAGGAGCCUUUGGCCAAGCCUGCAGGGCACUGGGAGCCCAAAACAAACCUCAUGUGGAAAAGUUGAGAGGACAGCAGGCCCAGAGGAGAACGCCUGGAAGCCAGAUACUUCCCACCCCCUGCCAGCACUCCAGGGUGGAGCCUUCUAUGGGCCAGGAGAGGAGCUCCACGGCGGAGUCUCUGCAGGAGGAAGCUCACCAUAGCAGGAGCUCCCGGGAAGGCACUGCCAGGUGCCAGGCUCCAGCUACCACCCUGCUGAUUCAGGAGGCUUUGGUUCGAGGGGGCCUGGGCUCCUUGGCAGCUGAUGUUAACUUCGUCAUGGCAACAGGCCAGGCCCUGGCAGAUGCCUGCCAGAUGGAACCAGAAGAAGUGGAAGUGGCAGCUACAGAGCUACUGAAAGAACGAGAGUCCCCAGAGGGUAUGGCCAGUGCCCUGGUCGUUGGGUCCUCCCUUGAAAGCCUUGACCAGUAUCAGGGCUCCCAGGAGACCCUCAUUCCUCCCAAAUUAUGAGGACCUGCACAGAGGUCAGCCUGGCUCAGGGGACAGACCACCAGAGUGGAGAAGGGUCAGCUCAAUAAUGCCACCUCCCUCCUUUCAGCAGCCAGGUGCAUGGGCUGCCUCAAAAAGUCAGGAGGAAGUGGGCAGGCAGCACAGCCCCCCCAGCAACUCCUAACACGAAGCAUGAUUGCAUGGAGCUUCAGAUGUCAUUCUAAAAGCCCUGGUCAGUGCCAAUAUCUGUCACAGAUCACUGCCACCAGAGGGACAUUAAAGUCUCCAAGCCUGUGACA
This is a messenger RNA of Octodon degus (degu), 6081 nucleotides long. RefSeq names its product calcium voltage-gated channel subunit alpha1 S (gene Cacna1s). Gene Ontology annotation, molecular function: high voltage-gated calcium channel activity. The transcript has 44 exons. Bases 194 to 5803 code for a protein of 1869 amino acids. Gene Ontology annotation, cellular component: membrane; voltage-gated calcium channel complex. The record is from RefSeq and is a predicted model, not a curated record. Gene Ontology annotation, biological process: calcium ion import across plasma membrane. Lineage: Eukaryota; Metazoa; Chordata; Mammalia; Rodentia; Octodontidae.